GUCUGCUGCACAGCUGCGGGCUGCAGGCUCGCUCACUGACAGUUGACAGGUUGCUACGGCCAAUACGGGCUGAUUGCAGCCGCAAUCGGUCGUUGUUUCAGGAGGAAAAUGACGUGAGAUGGAGUGCUUGGUCUUGAAUCACGAUGGAAAGUUACGUGGAGGGAUGUGCGUCCGAGAAUGCUAUGCUUCGGAGGAAGCUUCAGAGCAAAACUGAAGCUGUUUUAAUUCUAAGCAAAGAUCUCAACAAAUGUAGGAGUGAACGAGACCAGUUUAAACUUCUGGUCGAUGAAUUGCAGCACCGGCUGGCCAGCAUCAAACGAAAUGUGCACAACAAGGGUUUGUACCGAGUGGCACUCUACACUGAAGAUGAAGAGGAUGGAUUUAGACCUGGUGUUACUGUUGCUGAAAUGCUAAGGGAUGCACAGAAAAGGAAUAAAGCUCUGCGUAUGGAAAUAGAUGAUCUGAAACAACAGCUUUCUGAUGCUAGAGAGGACAUGGAGGCUCUCCGAUCAAAUUAUGCUCGACAUCGCUGUGGCAAUUCUUGUAGAUGGGAGGGUCAGGCCUUCCCAAAUCAUCCAAAAGAGGAACUAAUACAACAGUUGGAAACUUUGGAUACUAAAUGUUCACAACUGCAGGUGAAUCUUCAAGCUCUCCUAGAUGAAAAAGAAGAAUUAAAACAGGAGUGUGAUACUUACAAAUUUAAAGUUCACCGUUUGAAUUAUGAACUAUCCUCUCUUCUGAAAUCCAAGCAGAAUAAUAUUGAUAUUGAUGCUCUAGUCACAGAAAACAGGUAUCUCCAUGACAGAUUGCUUCAAUCGCAAGAAGAGAUUGAGGUCAUCCAACGAUCUCUUCAAAAAUACAAGGCUGCUUUUGACCAAACAAACAAAAGCUCGAAUUCACAAAGAAAAAUUUCUGCUACUCUGUCUCCCGCAAAUAGAUUUAUAAGCCAGAGCCAAGUACGGGAGUUAUUGGAAGCGGUGUCUCAUCCAAUGAAGUCGAGCACUCCUGCUUUCAUGGAAAGCAUGAGAAAUGUAUGUCAGGCAUUGUUUGAUUCUUUGGAGGACAAGAGUCUUCGUCUUGUACAUCAGAAAAAAGCCAAUCGGAUUCUUGCUAAACGUAUUGUAGAACUGGAAUCCCUAGCAGGCGAACAAGGCACGCCAGUCUUCCCGUCAAUGCUCCUGUUAGAAGGAUACUCUGAGUCUGAUGCAGCAAACACAUUAGAAAAAUUUAAAUUACCAGAAAAGGAAGUGAAGAUAAAUAAAGAGGCAGCACCUGAAAACAAAGAAAAUUGUGAUGUGAAGAAAAAAUCUACUUGGAGGAAAAGCAGUAGUAGCUCAGAAGUGGAGGAUUUUCAACCUUUGCCUCCUGGAGUACGUGUACUUGUAGAACAGGCAUUGGAAGAGUUGCGUCAAGAAAAUUCUCAACCAGAGAAAGUUAAUGUAGCUUUAAGUACCAAAGAAAAUUUAUGACAUAUCUAGUCACUUACAAUAAUGUUAAAAAUUAAAUUUAUUGCAUUCCUUGCAUUUUAUUUUAAA
Molecule: messenger RNA, 1535 nt
Organism: Thrips palmi
Lineage: Eukaryota; Metazoa; Arthropoda; Insecta; Thysanoptera; Thripidae
Product: coiled-coil domain-containing protein 149
Exons: 10
Coding region: 144-1469 (441 amino acids)
Source: RefSeq, a predicted model, not a curated record